AAUUGAAAGUGCUGCUGUCCAUCCCGUGACUACAACAGACAGUCACAGAUGAGGCAGUAACAGUGGCACUCACACUGACACUCACUCACUCACUCACUCACUCAUCAAUAGCUUGAUGUGUUUAUAAACAUAAACAUAAACACACACACACACACACACACAUUGAACAUCGAAGUUGAACCCCCCAGUUCAGAGUUCAGUUCAACUAGCCUAAAAUCCAGAGAUAUCUGUGGAAAUUAAUGGCUCUGUCUGUCAGUAAAUUCUCUGCAAUUUUAUGCACAGCCAUCUUGUUUGCUAAUUUACAUGCUCUGUGCAGGUCAUCGAGUGUGGUGCCAACGAUUUCAGCUUCUCCAUCGGUUUUACCAAAUGGAAAUCCACCCAGUAACAAUAUGUCGUCCUUCUUCCCUUCUCCAAGUGAUGAAGCUUCUAAUUCCUCAGAUGCAUUUGCACCAGUCCCGAGCUCUGGCCAGUUCGUUGGCAAAGUUUCAUCCGCCAACCCCAACUCCGACUGUCAGUGCGGUGCUCUAAUGUUUGGUGCCGGGCUUUCUACCUUGUUUCUCUUCAAAUUUGCCAAUGCUGCGUAACUACUCGAAUCUGUUGUAAUUAUGCCAGAGGUGUUAUUAGACUCAAUAAGCUCAGGUUUAGGAUGAGGAACGAACGUAUGGCUUGUAAUUUGCUGUUUCUGUACUUUUCAUGAUUCUAUGGAUCAUUUGGUUAGUUAUGCCAGAAAGAACGUCGAAGAACUGACGUGCAGUCCGUAUUAUCCAUAUUGUUGGGAAUGUUCAUGUUGUAUCGAUAUUGUUGAAUAUUUUGGAUAACACCGUGUUCGUACGUUAAAACUAACACGAUGACAUAUUGAACCGGCGUCAUUUGGGACUAACGGAUGACGGACAUAUCUGUCACAACAUUUGCAAUCAUUUCGUUGACUAAUGUGCGACUUUACAAGGGUGGCAGAAAAGCUUUCAUGUCAACCGCUCCAAAAGGAUCUCAUAUUUGCGACCAGUUUGUUUGCUCAGCGGGAAUCCAAAGCCACGAAAAUCCGCCGGGGGAAGAAUGAAUGAACGAAUGAAGAUUUCAAAAUCGAGUUUUUGUCUCGUGAGCAGACACCAAUAUUCGGUCACAGUUAACAACCCCAACCUCACAACCUGGUUCAACAAAUACGUCGACAAAAACGAUGUCGCCUCCUGGAACUCCGUCAUUGCCGACUUGGCCCGGAGCGGCGACUCCCUCGAAGCCCUCCGGGCAUUUUCGUCGAUGCGAAAGCUCUCCCUCAGACCAAACCGCUCCUCCUUCCCCUGCGCCAUCAAAUCCUGCUCCGCUUUGCUGGACCUUCACUCCGGCGAGCAAGCUCACCAGCAGGCGUUGGUCUUCGGCUUUGCGUCCGACCUCUUUGUCUCCUCUGCCCUCAUCGAUAUGUACUCCAGGUGCGGUCGAUUGACGGAUGCAUGGAAACUGUUCGAUACAAUUCCUUACAGAAAUGUGGUUUCUUGGACAUCCAUGAUCACCGGGUGUGUUCAAAACGACGCCGCCUGCCAAGCCUUGUCUCUGUUUAAAGAGUUGUUGAUCGAGGAAAUUGACAAUGAGGAUGUUUCUUUAGAUCCUGUUGUUCUGGUUUCUGUUCUGUCGGCUUGUUCUCGUGCAUCGAGUAAGGGACUUGCCCAAAGUGUUCAUGGGUUGGUGGUUAAAAGAGGUUUCGAUGGGGAUUUACGGGUAGGGAAUACUUUGAUGGAUGCAUAUGCCAAAUGCGGCGAGCUCGGUCUUGUUAGAAAGGUGUUUGAUGGAAUGUCUCAAAAGGAUUUGGUUUCUUGGAACUCCAUGAUUGCAACUUAUGCACAGAGUGGAUUAUCUUCCGAGGCAUGGCAAGUCUUCUACGGGAUGACAAAGGAUGGUGACAUCUGCUACAAUGCGGUGACAUUGUCUGCUUUGUUAUUAGCAUGUGCACAUGCUGGGCCUCUGCUAGUUGGGAAGUCCAUACAUGAUCAGGUUCUGAAAAAGGGCUUGGAAGAGAAUGUGAUAGUGUCUACCUCUAUUAUCGACAUGUACUGCAAAUGUGGUACAGUUGACUUGGCAAGAAAGGCAUUUGAUUGCAUGAAGGAGAAGAAUGUUAGGACAUGGACCGCCAUGAUUGCAGGUUAUGGAAUGCACGGCCGUGCCAAAGAAGCAUUGGAGGUCUUCUAUAAGAUGAUAAGAGAUGGUGUGAAACCAAAUUACAUAACAUUUGUGUCACUUCUAAAUGCUUGCAGCCAUGCUGGUCUAUUAGAAGAAGGUUGGUAUUGGUUUAAUAACAUGAGCCACAAAUACGGUGUAGAACCUGGAAUUGAGCACUAUGGGUGCAUGGUUGAUCUUCUUGGACGUUCUGGUGAUCUUAGCAAAGCUUAUGAUUUAAUAAAAGGAAUGAGGAUCCGGCCAGAUUGUGUAGUCUGGGGUUCAUUUCUUGGGGCUUGCAGGGUACACAAAAAUGUGACAUUUGCAGAGAUUUCUGCGAGGAAGCUGUUUGAGCUCGACCCUCAUAAUUGUGGGUACUACAUCUUGCUUUCAAACAUAUAUGCCGAUGCUGGGCGAUGGGAAGAUGUUGAGAGGAUGAGAAUACUGAUGAAGAAUCGUGGGUUGGUUAAACCUCCUGGAUUCAGUUUGGUUGAACUGAGAGGUAUUGUGCAUUUAUUUUUGGUUGGAGACAGAGAGCAUCCUCAGCAUGAGAAGAUUUACGAGUAUCUAGAAAACCUGACAAUCAAGCUGCAAGAGGUUGGCUAUGCACCCAAUAUCAGUUCAGUUCUUCAUGAUGUUGAUGAGGAAGAGAAGGAAAUGGUCCUAAGAGUACAUAGUGAGAAGCUGGCUGUUGCCUUCGGAAUCAUGAAUUCUGUACCUGGUGUAACGAUUCAGAUAAUCAAGAAUCUCCGAGUUUGCGCCGAUUGUCAUACUGUUAUUAAGUUGAUUACAAAGGUUGUUGAUCGGGAAAUUGUGGUCAGAGAUUCAAAGCGGUUUCAUCACUUCAGGGAUGGGUUGUGUUCUUGUGGAGAUUAUUGGUGAUGGCUCUGUAAGAAGAUGGCGAUUGGUAAGCAAAUUUGGCUCGAAGGUGUUGAGCAAUAUAUAGCAUGUAAUGGCUGUAUAUGAAUGUUAUGACUAACAUUCAUAUAAUCAGUUUUGGGGAGACUGAACGCCACUUCUGAUAAGAUUGUGUCUGAUUAACAGAAGACUGAGUAAAUUAUAGAUCAGCCUUGACCAGGAUUCUGGUCAAAAAACAGAACCACAAAUCACUACUCUACCAAUGGGAUACUUGUCAUGCUCAAAAAGAUGAUGGCUUACUAAGGUGAUGAAGGUUUCCAAGUUCCGGAAUCUACCUCUCAACGGGCUCCCUCAUUUUUCACUCUCAUAUUCGACCGACCACAUGAUUCUGAGUAGUAGAAUGAGGAUAGGAAUCAAAGCCUAUAAUCGAGCAUCUUCAGACAUUCGACAAUUCCUUUGCUGUUUCCGGUGUUGCUAAUGUUUUUGGAUUUGUUUAGUGAACCAGAACUUCAGCAUUAUGCAUUGGGGAUUCGCAAGUGAAUUCGUGAGCUAUGGCGUGGAGAUGAAAAGCUAGUGGAACAACCAGACCAUAUGUUUCAUCGACUCUGUAUCCACAUGUAGCCUUGAUCGUUCAGUUCUUCAAAUAACGCUCGAUUUGCAUUUCAUUUUUCAACUCUUCAUAUGUUUCAUUUUGAUUUCUGCGGGCUGUGGACAUAUUUUUCAGAAAAAGUGCGUAUAUAUAAUGGAAGGUAGUGAAAUUUACCGGGAAGGAAAAUAACUAAUGAUAUUUCUUUUCUAAA
Pyrus x bretschneideri (Chinese white pear) is the source of this 3803-nucleotide messenger RNA. Its product is annotated as pentatricopeptide repeat-containing protein At3g26782, mitochondrial. NCBI's taxonomy places the organism in Eukaryota, Viridiplantae, Streptophyta, Magnoliopsida, Rosales, Rosaceae. The transcript is spliced from 2 exons. Gene Ontology annotation, molecular function: RNA binding; zinc ion binding; protein binding. The coding region runs from base 1054 to 3027 and encodes 657 amino acids. The record is from RefSeq and is a predicted model, not a curated record. Gene Ontology annotation, biological process: RNA modification.